GGUCCCAGCCCCCUCUCUUCUAUCCCCACAGUCUCUUCCAGCUCCUGCAGCGGCCCUUUAACCUUCUGUGUAUUGUAGCAACAUCAAGAUUAUAUUCAUUUUACUGGGGACUUGUGUGACAUUGUGGCUUUGCAUUUGCUUUGGAUAGAAUGGUUGGGAUUCCAGGACCCUAUCAGUUAAGGGGAGACUGCAGUCUUGUGAGUUUUGAACAGAGUACUUUGGCAGUUACUGGGGACAAGAGGGUGCCAGCCAUGCCUGGGUCUCCCAUGGAAGUGAAGAUCCACUCCAGAUCCUCGCCGCCAAUCAUGGCACCACUUCCUCCUGUGAAUCCUGGUGGAGUUCGGCCUGUCGGCUUUCCCCCAUCAUCACAUUCCAAUGGUAUCAACCAUUCUCCCCCCACACUUAAUGGAGCCCCAUCCCCACCUCAGCGUUCCAGCAAUGGUCCAUCAUCAUCAUCCUCCUCUUCCCUGGCCAAUCAGCAGCUUCCUGCCACCUGUGGGGUGAGGCAACUCAGCAAACUGAAAAGAUUUCUCACUACAUUGCAGCAGUUUGGAAACGACAUCUCUCCGGAGAUAGGGGAAAAGGUCCGCACCCUAGUUUUGGCCCUGGUGAACUCAACUGUAACCAUUGAGGAAUUUCACUGCAAACUGCAAGAAGCCACCAAUUUUCCCUUGCGCCCCUUUGUCAUUCCAUUCCUGAAGGCCAACUUGCCUCUUCUGCAGCGGGAGUUACUACACUGUGCCCGAGCUGCCAAGCAGACCCCUUCCCAGUACCUGGCACAGCAUGAACAUAUUCUCCUGAAUACCAGCACUUCUUCCCCAGCAGAUUCCUCAGAACUGCUUAUGGAAAUGAAUGGCAAUGGGAAACGACAUAGCCCUGACAGGAGAGAAGAAGAGAGAGAAACUGCACCCGCGGAACCUCCAGUUAAGAGAGUCUGCACUAUCAGUCCAGCCCCCAGACACAGCCCGGCUUUGUCCCUCCCUCUCGUGAACAGCACCAGCCACUUCCACCCAACACCACCACCCCUUCAGCACUACUCCUUGGAGGAUAUUCCCAGCUCUCAGCUUUACAGAGACCACCUAAACAAGAUCGGCGAACACCGGGACGUUAGAGAUCGGCAUCACAGUUCUGGAGUCAAUGGCAACUUAAAUAAUGGCUACCAGGAAGAACUUGUAGACCAUCGGCUGACAGAGCGAGAAUGGGCAGAAGAAUGGAAGCAUCUGGACCAUGCAUUGAACUGUAUCAUGGAGAUGGUAGAGAAGACUCGGCGCUCAAUGGCCGUGCUGCGUCGCUGUCAGGAAGUGGAUAGAGACGAGCUCAACUACUGGAAACGGAGAUUCAACGAGUCAAAUGAGAUCCGGAAGGGAAGUGAGCAUCCCAGCAGACAACACAGCCCUUCCAGCACCGAUUCAGGAGCCAGCGAUUCCGUUCGUGACUUUGGGAGCAGAACAGGAGCAGGCUAUGUAACAGAUGAGAUCUGGAGAAAAGCAGAGGAGGCAGUGAAUGAAGUCAAACGGCAGGCAAUGUCUGAAGUACAAAAGGCUGUCUCGGAAGCAGAGCAGAAAGCAUUUGAGAUGAUAGCAUCAGAGAGAGCAAGGAUGGAACAGACCAUUGUGGACGCAAAGAGGAGGGCUGCAGAAGACGCCGUCUUGGUUGUGAAUGAGCAGGAAGAGUCCACUGAGAGCUGCUGGAAUUGUGGUCGGAAAGCGAGCGAGACAUGCAGUGGCUGUAACAUCGCUCGCUACUGUGGCUCCUUCUGUCAGCACAAGGACUGGGAGAAACAUCACCGCAUCUGUGGCCAAAGCAUGCAUACACAGGCAAAACCACUCACCCCAUCUCGUUCCCUGAUCCCCAAAGCUUCUGACCCCGUCCUUCUGAGCCCCACUCUGGAGAGGUCUUCCAGCGCCACCUCACGCUCCUCUACACCUGCUUCUGUCACUGCUGUUGAUGGCCUGUGAAGAGAGAAUGAGAAUGAGUCUUUUUCCCCCUAUGGAUUUAUUUACCCCCUUUUUGCGCUCAGAGUAACAUAAUAAGUCCACGAGACAGCAGCAAUUCGGCCUUUCUCUGAAGAGAAAAUUUCAUCCAUCUUGAUGUAUUUAAAUAAUUGCUGGUGCAGCAAAAUACAAGAAGAGACAGUUAAUAAAGAAGAUGGAAAAAAAACUGAAAUCGCCCGGAGACCUAUUGGCCCAUCUCUUUAAAAAGGCAAUUGCCCAAAUGGGAUCUAAAUUGUGUGUGUAUAUAUAUAUAUAUAUAUAUAUAUAUAUAUAUAUUUGAAAUGGACAUUCAUUUGGCUGAUUUCUAGUGGACCAGAUUGCUAGGGACUUCUAUCUGGGCCUCAAAGUGUUAUCCCAGUUAUAGACUGCAUUCUGGACUAACCAAGCAAUCGGUAUGUUCGUGUUUGGCCUUUGCAUCCCGUAUUUUCUUGCCCAGAAGAAAAAGCAGAUAUGUAAUAUAUCUCCCUCAGCCUAACCCAUGUUGUCUAUCAGGAAGAGUCAGCAUGAGUCGUUUGGUUGUUAAACGGGCAAAUAUCAGGGCCAUACAAUAAAGACUAUUUGUGAAAGUGAGAUUUUAUAAGAGAUCAUGUACCCCCUAUUGUUAAGUAUGAAUAUAUUACAUCACUUAGCAUAUGGAUAUGCAUAUGGACUGUGCUAUUGUCUAGGAGCAGUUGUGCCUAUGGCUUUGCAGCACAAGGGAUUUGCAAAAUGGCAGACUGGCCAAACCAAAUGUAAACUUCAGAUGGAUUAUUUUUCACUUCCAAAGAUGUCACCAAAUAUGAGGUUAAAUUGUCAGUCUUUCCGUGUAGAUAAUGUAACAUAAUAAGGAUUAUUCUCACUCCGUAUUUUCGUGUCUGUUGAAAGUGAUAAACGUUUCCUCCCAUCGUCAGAGCUGCGUUGGUUCAUUGUUGGAAAUUGCUCAUUUUAUAAAGUGCUGUUUCAUGAAUAAGCUACAUAUAUUAUGUGAGUCCUGUACAGAUUACAGAUAUACUAAUCAUUUAUUAUGGAGUUUAUUCAAUAAAGUUCAUUUUACCAGUA
Messenger RNA from Xenopus laevis (African clawed frog), 3032 nucleotides. RefSeq names its product CBFA2/RUNX1 translocation partner 2 L homeolog (gene cbfa2t2.L). The record is from RefSeq and is a predicted model, not a curated record. NCBI's taxonomy places the organism in Eukaryota, Metazoa, Chordata, Amphibia, Anura, Pipidae. The transcript has 12 exons. Gene Ontology annotation, cellular component: nucleus. Gene Ontology annotation, biological process: DNA-templated transcription; regulation of DNA-templated transcription; negative regulation of DNA-templated transcription. Gene Ontology annotation, molecular function: transcription corepressor activity. Bases 150 to 1958 code for a protein of 602 amino acids.